This is a messenger RNA of Colletotrichum higginsianum IMI 349063, 981 nucleotides long. Its product is annotated as Udp-glucose 6-dehydrogenase. Gene Ontology annotation, molecular function: oxidoreductase activity, acting on the CH-OH group of donors, NAD or NADP as acceptor; oxidoreductase activity, acting on the CH-CH group of donors, NAD or NADP as acceptor; NAD binding. The record is from RefSeq and is a predicted model, not a curated record. Bases 1 to 981 code for a protein of 326 amino acids. NCBI's taxonomy places the organism in Eukaryota, Fungi, Ascomycota, Sordariomycetes, Glomerellales, Glomerellaceae. Gene Ontology annotation, biological process: polysaccharide biosynthetic process. The transcript has a single exon.
AUGGCUCGCAUCGUCGUCGUCGGCUCUGGGGUUGUCGGCCAAGCAACCGGUAAGGGCUUCGCGGAAAAGGGGCACGCGGUUCGCUUCGUCGACAUCGAUCCUGCCACGAUCGAGAAGCUCCGUAGCGCCGGUCUGGUGGCCAUGACGGCGUCCGAGGUCGACUGGGACGACGUCGACAUCGUGAUGCUGGCGGUCCUGACGCCGACAGUUGACGGCCGCGUCGUGCUCGACUACAUCGAAGCCGCCGCGCUCGACGUCGGCCGUGGCCUCGCGACAACAGACAACUUCGUGACGGUGGUGGUGCGCAGCACCGUUCCCCCGACGACGACGGAGAAGCACAUCGCGCCCAUCCUCGAGCGCGCCUCUGGCAAGCAGCUCAGCCUGGGGUUCGGCCUGGCCAUGAACCCCGAGUUCCUGCGCGCCGCCAGCAACGAACAGGACUUCGCGCGGCCGUGGAUCACCGUCGUCGGCGCCAACGACGCGCGCACGGCGGCGACGAUGGACGAGCUGUACCGGCCGUUCGGCGCCGCGGUCGUCCACUGCACGCCGACCGAGGCCGAGAUGAUCAAGUACGUCAACAACGUCUACAACGCGGUCAAGAUCAGCUACUUCAACGAGGUGCACGCCAUCUGCGCCAAGGUCGGCCUCGACGGCCACCUCGUCGGCGCCGCCGUGUCCCGCAGCGCCGAGGGCAUGUGGAACCCUCUCUACGGCACCCGCGGCGGCGUGCCGUACGGCGGCGCGUGCCUGCCCAAGGACACGGAGGCGUUUCUGCAGUUCGCGCGCGGGCUGGGCGUGGGCCACCUGAUGCUCGAGUCGACGAUCGAGGUCAACCGCAGGCUCGAGUCGAGCGUCCCGGCCGUCCCGUCGCCCGACAAGAUCGACGCCGUGCUCGACGCGGUACGCCGGCGCGGUGGCGCGCUCGAGGAGCCGGAGGAGCUGCUGUUAGAAGUGGGCAAGUUGACGCCGACUAUUCUGUGA